AUGGAGGACCAGAAACACAAACCUCAUAGGAAGUCCAAGGAGAAGAAGAAGCACUCCGGACCUAAUCCCAAGGCCUUUAGCUUUGCAAACCCGGGAAAGCUUCUGAAGACUGCCUCGCGCUCUCAUGAUAUUAAAGAAAAACGUCUCCAUGUGCCCCUCGUCGACAGGCUCCCCGAUGAGCCACCGCCCCGGCUCGUCACCAUUGUUGGCCCGCCCGGGGUAGGCAAGACCACACUUCUCAAGUCGUUAGUCCGCCGAUAUGCCAAAGAGACCAUAACCGAGCCACAGGGGCCCAUCACAGUCGUUACGUCGAAGAAGCAGCGCUUGACCUUCCUCGAGUGCCCGAAUGAGCUAGAGGCUAUGGUGGAUAUCGCCAAGGUUGCCGACAUUGUGUUGCUCAUGAUCGACGGCAACUAUGGUUUCGAGAUGGAGACUAUGGAGUUCCUGAACAUUCUUGCGACCACUGGUAUGCCGGGUAACGUCUUCGGAAUCCUUACCCACCUUGACCUCUUUCGCAAGCCACAGGCACUCAAGGAUGCCAAGAAGAGACUCAAGCAACGACUCUGGAGCGAGCUGUAUCAAGGUGCUCACCUGUUUUACCUGUCCGGCGUGAUGAACGGUCGCUACCCGGACCGUGAAAUCCACAACCUCUCGCGCUUUCUAUCAGUCAUGAAGAACCCUCGACCUCUUGUAUGGCGAAACUCACAUCCCUAUACCGUCAUCGACAGCUUCCGCGAUAUCACACACCCAACCAAGAUCGAAGAAGAUGCCAAGUGCGACAGGUCAAUAGUCCUCUCAGGGUACCUCAGGGGCACCAACUUCGCCGCCGAGGGCCAAAGGGUGCAUGUUGCUGGUCUGGGUGACUUUACCAUUGCCGACAUGGAGGUCCUUCCUGAUCCGUGUCCCACACCUGCCAUGGAGAAAGCCAUGGAGAACAUCACAGGCAAGAAAGGCAGGAAACGUCUGGACGAGAAGGAGAAGAAACUCUAUGCACCAAUGUCGGACCGAAGCGGCCUCAAGAUUGACGGCGAUGCCAUAUAUAUCUACAGAGAGAAGGGCUUUACGUUUGAUAAAGAUGCGGAAAAUCCUGAACGGGGCGAGGGCGAAGAGCUUGUUAUAGGUCUCCAGGGAGAACGCCGCCUUCUGGGUCAAACCGAUGCUGGUGUCCGGCUGUUUGCUGGCGGUGAGGAGAUACGCACUGUCGCGCAAGACGAAGUAGACACCGGUCGAAAAGAAAGAAGAAAAGCCCGCGUCACAGCCGACGGUGAUGUUGCAGAAGGAGAUGACUCACUGGAAGACGACGACGAUAUGGAUAGCGUGGAUGAGGGUGAUUCUGAUGUUGAAACUGAGUUCCGUCCCGAGAAGCUUGGAAAGAUGUUUCGAAAAAGUACUGAGGCGAAAGGUGACGCGGAAGACGUUGCUUUCGCCGACAGCGACUCGGAUUUGGGAUCUCUGUCUGGCGAUGACGAUCUCGAUGAUGAUGAUAUGGAUAGCGACGAUCUUGGCUCAGAAGACGACGAUGACGACGAAGGAGCCUUGAAGUGGAAGGAAAACUUGUCCGAGAGAGCAAAGUCCAUGCACACACGAAAGAGCCAGGGCCAACCCUCAGACCUGGCUCGGAUAUUGUAUAAUGACAGCUUGACCCCUGAACAAAUAGUCAAACGGUGGAAAGGUGAAGAAGCCGAGGAGGAGGAGGAGGAGGAAGAUAUCGAGGAGGAUGACGAUGCUUUCUUUAAGCGGAAAGCGGACAAGGCUGGUGAUGAACCGGAGGAUCGCUCGGUACCGGUAUACGACUACAAUGAGUUGGCGGCGAGGUGGACAGAAGACGCGAUUGAAAGCCUCAGGAAACGCUUUACAUCGGCAAACAUUGCAGACGACGAAGACGGUGAUGAGUUCGAGGGUCUCGAUGACGAAGACGAUGAGGACGGAGAGGGCGAGGACGAAGAUGAUGAUGACGAAGGUGAUGGUGCGUUUGAGGAUCUUGAGACUGGUGAAAAGCACGGUCCAGAUGGGGAAGAGGCGCCGCUAGAAUCCGAGGACAUUGACGCCGAACGAGCCAAAAACGCGAAAAGGAAAGAAGAACUCAAAUUGAGGUUCGAAGAGGAAGACCGCGAAGGAUUCAGGAAUCCGAAGGCUCUAGCAAGAAAAGAGGGCGGCAACCAGGAUGAAUUUGGCGAGGAUGACUGGUACGAGGCACAGAAGGCAAUGAUCCAAAAGCAGCUGGACAUCAACAAGUCCGAGUAUGAAAAUCUGGAUGAGAGGCAAAGAAUCGCCGUGGAGGGCUUCAGGGCAGGAAAAUACGCCAAAAUCGUGCUGGAGGGUGUCCCAGCCGAGUUCGUGAACAAGUUCCAAUCCAAGACACCUAUAAUCAUGGGUGGCCUCUCUGCAACCGAGGAUCGCUUCGGCUUCGUUCAGGCACGGAUAAAGAGACACAGGUGGCACAAGAAGAUUCUGAAGACCAACGAUCCGUUGAUUUUCUCCUUGGGCUGGAGGAGGUUCCAGUCGUUGCCCAUCUACAGCAUAUCGGAUUCGCGAACAAGGAAUCGGAUGCUCAAGUAUACGCCUGAACACAUGCACUGUUUCACAACCUUCUAUGGGCCCUUGAUUGCCCCGAACACGGGUUUUGUCUGCUUCCAGUCGUUCUCAUCCUCCAACCCAGGAUUCCGCAUAGCAGCCACCGGAACCGUACUCAGCGUUGACGAGUCGACCGAGAUAGUCAAGAAGCUGAAGCUCACUGGCGCACCGUACAAGGUCUUCAAGAACACGGCGUUCAUCAAGGACAUGUUCAACAGCAGUCUGGAGAUUGCCAAAUUCGAGGGCGCGGCAAUCAAGACGGUCUCAGGGAUUCGUGGUCAGAUCAAGCGCGCAUUGUCGAAACCAGAGGGGCACUUCAGGGCCACCUUUGAGGACAAAAUCCUCAUGAGCGACAUUGUGUUUCUGCGGGCAUGGUAUCCCAUCAAGCCCCACCGCUUCUACAACCCUGCCAACAAUCUCAUCGGGUGGCAACCCAUGAGGUUGACGGGGGAGAUUAGGCACGCGGAAGGCAUCGCUGUGCCGCAGCAGCGCAACAGCGAGUACAGAAAGAUUGAGCGUCAAGACCGGCACUUCAACCCGGUCAGAGUUCCCAAGGCGCUGGCGGCCGACCUCCCGUUCAAGAGCCAGAUAGUGCAGACUCGGGCGCAGCCGCGCAAGACAUACAUGCAGAAGCGCGCCGUGGUGCUCCGUGGCGAAGAGAAGAAAUCGAGGGACCUGCUGCAGAAGCUUACGACCAUCCGUAAGGACGUCGCGGAGAAACGCAGGGCCAAGAAGGAGGAGCACCGGGCGGCGUACAGGAAGAUGCUUGCCGAGGCAGAGGAGAAGAAGGCGGCACGGGAGAGACGCGAGACCAAGGAGUACUGGAACCGCGAGGGCAAGAACAUGAAGCGCAAGGAAGCUGGGGGAGGUGGUGGAGGUGGAAAACGAAGGAGGUAA
Messenger RNA from Pyricularia pennisetigena, 3471 nucleotides. RefSeq lists its product as uncharacterized. Gene Ontology annotation, biological process: maturation of SSU-rRNA from tricistronic rRNA transcript (SSU-rRNA, 5.8S rRNA, LSU-rRNA); ribosome biogenesis; endonucleolytic cleavage of tricistronic rRNA transcript (SSU-rRNA, 5.8S rRNA, LSU-rRNA). Gene Ontology annotation, molecular function: U3 snoRNA binding; GTP binding; GTPase activity. Lineage: Eukaryota; Fungi; Ascomycota; Sordariomycetes; Magnaporthales; Pyriculariaceae. Gene Ontology annotation, cellular component: nucleus; 90S preribosome. Bases 1 to 3471 code for a protein of 1156 amino acids. The record is from RefSeq and is a predicted model, not a curated record. The transcript is spliced from 3 exons.